Messenger RNA from Daphnia pulex (common water flea), 1842 nucleotides. It is a transcript of the gene Atg18a, whose product is annotated as WD repeat domain phosphoinositide-interacting protein 2-like. NCBI's taxonomy places the organism in Eukaryota, Metazoa, Arthropoda, Branchiopoda, Diplostraca, Daphniidae. Gene Ontology annotation, molecular function: protein binding; phosphatidylinositol-3-phosphate binding; phosphatidylinositol-3,5-bisphosphate binding. Bases 168 to 1565 code for a protein of 465 amino acids. The record is from RefSeq and is a predicted model, not a curated record. Gene Ontology annotation, biological process: autophagy of mitochondrion; protein lipidation; nucleophagy. Gene Ontology annotation, cellular component: phagophore assembly site membrane; extrinsic component of membrane; cytosol. The transcript has 10 exons.
GAAAUUUGGAAAACAAAGAAAACGUCGAGGAAGGAACCAGUUGGACCUAAGUGUUUCGCAAACUGGGUUUCGUCUUUCUUUUCCUUCCCUUCAAAUAGUCUCACGCUAAACAUUUUCAGGAACACAUAUCGAGCUUUUUUUUCUACAGAAUUCUAUUAAUUUAACGGAUGAGUCAAAUCCGACAAGAAAAUGACUCCGGAACAGGAGGUUUUUUCGUCAACUUUAAUCAAGAUUCCACGUCAUUGGCUGUGGGAACAAAAGUCUGUUACAGGCUAUUCUCCCUAUCUUCUGUUGAUCGUUUAGACCUUAUUUAUGAAAGCACCAGCGAGUUAGAUGAAGAUGCAUGUCUUGUUGAAAGACUAUUUUCUAGCAGUCUUGUUGCAGUAGUCAGCUUAUCCUCUCCACGGAAACUGAAGGUUUGCCACUUCAAAAAAGGAACAGAGAUCUGCAAUUACUCAUAUUCCAAUACUAUUUUGGCUGUAAAACUCAAUCGAGCUAGACUUGUAGUAUGUUUAGAAGAAUCACUCUACAUACAUAACAUAAGGGAUAUGAAAGUGUUACACACCAUUCGUGACACUCCUUCAAACCCCCAAGGUUUGUGUGCUUUAUCCCCCAACUCCAAUGAGCAUUGCUACCUAGCCUAUCCUGGAUCUGCAACUAUUGGAGAAGUUCAAAUUUUUGAUGCCUAUAACUUGCAAGCCAAGACAAUGAUUCCAGCUCAUGAUUCUCCAUUGGCUGCAAUUGCGUUUAGCAUUACUGGAACGUUGAUUGCCACUGCCUCGGAAAAAGGGACUGUAAUACGGAUCUUUAGGGUUGAUGAUGGCGCUCGUCUUCAUGAAUUUAGGAGAGGAGUGAAACGCUGUGCCACUAUCUACAGUUUGGCUUUUAGCGCUGAUUCGCAAUACCUAGCUGCCUCAUCAAAUACCGAAACGGUUCACAUCUUUAAAUUAGAAGAUCCUCAACGUCCUGGAUCUUCUAGUGAAGAGCCCCAAGGGUGGAUGGGUUACCUUUCUAAGGCAGUGUCGGUAUCUGCAAGCUACCUACCAACUCAGGUGGCUGAUGUUUUCAGUCAAGGUAGAGCCUUUGCUACAGUCCACCUCCCAUUCCAAGGCAUUCGAAAUGUCUGUUCCCUCGCAACGAUUCAAAAAGUCAUGCGUUUGUUGAUUGCUUCAGCGGAAGGCUACGUUUAUGUGUAUGAAGUAAACCCUGUCGAAGGAGGUGAUUGCACAUUGCUGAAACAACACAGAUUGGACGGAUUAAUUGAAAACGGGACCGAAAAUUCUCAUUCUGACGGUUACAGCGGAGCCCAUGGAAAAGCAAAACUGGAUGCAGCAGGUAGCUACGCGCUCAUUGUCAGGGGACGACCAUUCUCUCAGAUGACAGCUGAUUGCCUACCAGGUUGGGGCUCAUCGUUUCUCCCUUUAUUGGUCCACUGUUUACACUCCCUUAUCUCUGAUUCUGAAAAGUUCCACGAUAUGGAGCGCGCCACGGAAACUCCACCAGCUAAUCCUCUUCGCUUGGAUGACGAAGGAGAAUUUCCGCCCAUGACUCAAAAACUGGAUUGAGUUUCUACUUUGUUCCACAUACUUUAACUAGGAUCAUUUUGUACCUUCUUUCGGAAAUGUGUCACAAUGUUGAACUUCACUUCUUCUCCCAAGAUGGUACCUUUGAAAUGUAGACACAUUUGAUUUUCUCUCUCUUUCUUCAAGUAUUGGGUUAAAACCUUGCUUCUUCAUUAGUUUAGAUUUACUCCCUGUCGUCUCGUUUAAUAAUCGAGAAUAAGAUUUAUUACUUUUUUUGUUCUACUGAUGUCAGUGUGUAAAUACAUUUGGUCGAUAAAUA